Messenger RNA from Micromonas commoda, 934 nucleotides. RefSeq lists its product with no specific name. Gene Ontology annotation, molecular function: peptidyl-prolyl cis-trans isomerase activity. The record is from RefSeq and is a predicted model, not a curated record. The transcript has a single exon. Gene Ontology annotation, cellular component: chloroplast. The coding region runs from base 64 to 810 and encodes 248 amino acids. NCBI's taxonomy places the organism in Eukaryota, Viridiplantae, Chlorophyta, Mamiellophyceae, Mamiellales, Mamiellaceae.
GUCGUCCCGAUGUCAGUCACCAUCGCUCCCCGCGCCGCGACGCGCGUCUCAUCCCGUGCGUCGAUGAACGCGCCCCACCCGGCGAGCGUCCGCCUCCUCCGUCGUCGUCGUCGCCCCGUCCGCACCUUCCGCGCGUCGUCCGGAGACGACGAGGACGCAUCGUCGGUGAACGACGCAUCAUCCUUCGUGGAGUUCAAGGAGUCCUCCGUGCCGGGCGGGUCCAAACCGACCGGCGAUAAGAAGCCGCUACCGGGGUCGGGGGUCAACCUGUACGACCCCGCCGCGACCGCGUCGCGAUGGCUCACCCGACGCUUCGGCAUCGUCGGCGGCCUGGGAUUCGUCGCGCUCCUCGCGUCGGUGGAAGGGGGCGAGAUCCUCCGCGCGGUGCUCGAGAACCUACGCGAGGGCGAGGGCACGAACGAGGAGUUUCCGCUCGGUCCGCCGGAACUCGGCCUCGUCGCAUCCGACUCCAGGGUGGGCGGGGGCGCGACGCCCAAACGAGGAGACUUCACCGGCGUCAACGUCGUCAUCGCCAACGCCGACACCGGGGACGUGUACGUGGAUACCAAAAAAACCAAACGACCAAUCGCGUUCACGUUCGAAAGAAAGCCGCUCAUCGCGCCGGUGUGUCCCGCGCUGGAAGAGGGCGUGCGGACCAUGAAACGCGGCGGGGUUCGGAAGGUGCUGGCGCCGCCCGAGGCGGGCUUUGGCGAGAGGGGAGUGGUGUUGAGCGACGGGACCCGCGUGCCGCCAAACGCUCGAUUAGCGCUGACGAUCACGCUGGAAGAGGUGAGCAGCUCGUACCUGUGAGCGGUCUCUGGGGAGCGGGUGGUUACGUAUACGACGUUUCGACGAUGGACGAAUAGACGCGUCUGGAGAGAUGAGAGUCGACGCGUAUGUAGAGAUAGAGAGAGAUUGAUGUGAGAGGUAGACG